GAUUUUAUAAAGUAUGUGCAGUUGUUAUAAAUGGUAAACAUGAGUUUCAGGAUUUGGGCAACUGCCUUUCUUAGUAUGGGUGUCGUUUCUGAAGUUGUUUACAUGCUAUACGUAGGGUGCAAAUCCCAGGCCUUCAAGGACACUGUAUGGAAUGCUGGCGCUUACUGUUGGCAAGGAAUAGUGAGGGUGUUUCAUAGGAAGCAUCGUAGGCUAUCCAUGCCAGCCAUCGAAUACACCCCACAGCCACAGCAAAGUAAUAACACUCUGCCAAAUGUCUUUCACGAAGUCUACUUCUUCCCUGAACAGCAUGAACCAUGCUCACACUUUUUCUGGGGUAGUAGGGGCUGUACAUACCAGAAUUGUAAAUUCAGCCAUGAAGUUACACCAUUUGUCAAACUUACACGGUACAUGCAGUCGACAAAGAAGAUGAUUGAUGUUUGUGUAUAUACGAUAUCAAGCAAAAUCCUCUUAGGCAUCCUUGUUGAAUUGCAUAAAAAGGGCGUUAUAGUACGUGUUAUUACAGACGAUGAAUCAAUUAACUUGAGCGGCAAUCAUAUGGGAGAUCUUCGCAAACACGGAAUUGAAGUACGCACAGAUCAUUCAAGUUUCCUUAUGCAUCACAAAUUUAUCCUGAUGGAUGGAACUCUGCUUAUCAAUGGUUCUUUGAAUUGGACAAGGCAUGCCAUCUUGGGCAACAAUGAAAAUGUGUUGGCUACGAAUAAUCCAACGAUUAUCCAUGCUUAUAAAGGAGAAUUUGAGAAACUUUGGGAGAUGUUUAAUCCAACGGGUAAUGCAGAACUCAUUACAGAUGAGUUUGGAAAUAAGAGAUAUCGUCAACCAGAUUGCACUGAAAUAAUUGAUUAACUAAACCCAUAUCUGACUUGAAAUUUACUAUAUGCAGUUGCAAUAUUUUCAGUCGGUAAUAACAUUAUUAAUUAAUAUCCAUAUAUAUUCAUAAUUAAACAAUUCUAACUCUCUUCUAUUACUUUAUAUCAUAAUUCUGUGCAUUUUAUAAAGGGGAAAAUAAAUAUAAGUAUCAUGGUGAAUUCAGAAGAGAACACAGAUAUGGAUGAAUCCAGUGUUUAUCCACUGAACCUAGCUCUGUCCAGAUUAUCAAAUUUUCUUUGACAAGAACCUGUUGUAUGCCCAUAUAUAGUCAUGAUGUGAUGUCAUCAUGACUAUAUUUAGGCAUGUCACAUGUUUUUGUCAAAUAUAAUUUGAUAGUCUGGAUAAACAAGGAAAUAAAUGGUUUCAGAUUAUAAUGUACUGUAGGACCUACUGUAUUAUGAAAACAUUAGACAUUUGCAUUUCCAUCGUUAGGUAAUCCUGCAUUAAACAUCUGUUUAAAGAAUAGUAUAAAAGCACAGUUAGUGAACCCUUCCUCUGACAAGUAGGAUUUCUAGGUGGUUCUAAGGCAGUUUGUCAGGCUUUGAUAGCUUCAACAGGAUUUUAGCCCAAUGAUUAUCAUUUUACAGCACCAGUCAAAAUAUGUUGGGUGCUUAUUGCUUAAUUAGCCCUGUAAUUACUAAGAAAGUGUUCUUGAAACACCAACUCCGAUUUCUAAUUGUCUCAUUUGCUUGUGCAUGGGAAACAAUGUGUUUUUUUUUGCCUCUAUUAUGUUACAGGGGAUCACAUUACAGGAUACCUUAUUUAUGUACAGGUAUUCAUUCUAGUGUUGUAUUGAAAUGUUAUUAAAAGAUUUUAUCAUAUAUUUGUAUUUUGAACUAUUCACCAUGUUGUAUUAUGUUCAGGGGAUCGCAUUACAGGAUACCUUAUUUAUGUACAGGUAUUCAUUCUAGUGUUGUAUUGAAAUGUUAAUGCUUAAGAUUUUAUAAUAUAUUUGUAUUUUUGAACUAUGCACCAUGUUUAAACAUAUUUUA
Anneissia japonica is the source of this 1880-nucleotide messenger RNA. RefSeq names its product mitochondrial cardiolipin hydrolase-like. Gene Ontology annotation, molecular function: metal ion binding; RNA endonuclease activity producing 5'-phosphomonoesters, hydrolytic mechanism. The record is from RefSeq and is a predicted model, not a curated record. The transcript has a single exon. Gene Ontology annotation, cellular component: mitochondrion. Gene Ontology annotation, biological process: piRNA processing. Lineage: Eukaryota; Metazoa; Echinodermata; Crinoidea; Comatulida; Comatulidae. Bases 31 to 864 code for a protein of 277 amino acids.